This is a messenger RNA of Aspergillus saccharolyticus JOP 1030-1, 1750 nucleotides long. RefSeq names its product DUF4246 domain-containing protein. The transcript has 5 exons. The record is from RefSeq and is a predicted model, not a curated record. NCBI's taxonomy places the organism in Eukaryota, Fungi, Ascomycota, Eurotiomycetes, Eurotiales, Aspergillaceae. The coding region runs from base 1 to 1719 and encodes 572 amino acids.
AUGACCGCGCAACCAGUAAAGAUAGAGCUCCCAGGAUAUGGCCUGCCGUUGAACUACGAGCCUAAAAUCGAGAGACUACCCAAUGCACUAGAUGGCAAGGACAUCUACGACGGGUACAUUGGCAACCUCCUAGUCCAUCGCGAGAUCCUCAUGCUGCAGAUCAUGAACACCAUCUCCGAGAAACCCGACUGGGACCGCAAGGUAUUCGACGACGAAAUCAUCGCCAAAUGGCGCCAAGAGAUUUCCGAAUCCGGUCAAGACGUGACGCCAACCAUGAUCGAUUUCAUUCUCGCCGAGAUGAGGUUCAAAGCCAAGAUUCACCAAGAGGAAGGCACCUUCACCGUCUUUGACCAUGUGGGAGUCGUACGCUCGGAUACCGCGAUCCCCCAGGAUCUCCAACAGGCGUUGCGCCAGGCGGUGGCUCCGUUGGAAGACCUCCCCCUCGAAGACAGGGACUACCAUCCGGGCUCGGACAACAAGGUCCGGGAUCUGGUGCAUCCCUCCCUGUUCCCUCUCGUGUACGGCCGCACGCGCAUCUUGCCGGACCGCAUCUUGACCGUGGACGACUGCCUCGCGUCUUCCGGUGUGGGCGACGUGCUUCCCGUGCCGGACGACGAAGGCUCGCAACAACCCCUUCCGAAAUGGAGGCGGUUUGGGAUCCCCCACAAGGUCUAUAGCCAGAAGUUUCAAUGGCUGCCGUGCGACGUGGAAUUCGCAGGGGAGGACGACUGUCGCAUCGUCUCGUACAUCAACAACCUCCACCCACGGCACCAUCAGCGCCUGUACGGGCUCAUCGAGCAGGUGAUUGCCCGCGCCAUCCCACAGUGGAACAAGAGCUUGACGCGCACCCGUCGAUUCAACAAUGCGCGCAUUCGCUACAGUCAGGUGGAAUAUCUCGAGACACCGGACGCAGCGCCCGAGCCGGAGUGGGAAUCCGAGAGGGAGGAUGAAGAGGGGUAUGAAGAUGAUUACUACCAGCGCAGCAGCGAGUGGUGGAGGGCGCGACCCAUCAAGCUCCCGGAGCCUGCGUCGACGUUUUUCCCUCCCCAGGCGUGUCACAAGGGGGUGAUGAAUCUGCGCGACCAGUUCGGCGAGUCCGGACUGCAGGUCAUUGUCAAGCUGGCCAAUAUCGAGUUGAGCCCGGAGCAACCGGCCUACGAGGGAGGAUCCUGGCACAUUGAAGGCCAGCUGAACGAGCGUAUCUGCGCCACGGCGAUCUACUACUACGACAGCGAGAACAUCACCGAAAGCCGCCUCGCCUUCCGCCAUCGCGCCCAGUCCAUCGACGACGUCCGCUACGAGCAAGGUCAGCAUAAAUUCAUCCAUGCUGUGUACGGAUUCGGCCCCGAUGUCGACGGUUACAGCUCCGGCCACUUCACGCAGGAUCUGGGCAGCGUGGUCUGCACCGAGGGCCGUCUCGUCACCUUUCCCAACACGGUGCAGCAUCGCGUGGCGCCGUUCGCGCUGGCAGAUCCCACCAAGCCCGGACAUCGCAAGAUCCUGGCCCUGUUCCUGAUUGAUCCCCACCGUCGAGUCAUCUCCACGGCCAAUGUGGCCCCGCAGCAGGCGGAGUGGGCGAAGGAUGGUCAGUCGCAGGGCUUGAUGACCUUGCAAGAAGCUAAAGAGCAUCGCUUGGAGCUGAUGGCGGAGAGAAGUGCUCUGCAGGACAAGCAGAACGGUGCAUUCGAGACAGGCUCAUUUUCUUUGUGUGAGCACUGAAGGAGUGGAAGCAUCGCUUGUUGAUGUAGAU